Camarhynchus parvulus is the source of this 11547-nucleotide messenger RNA. It is a transcript of the gene PCDH17, whose product is annotated as protocadherin 17. The record is from RefSeq and is a predicted model, not a curated record. The transcript is spliced from 6 exons. Lineage: Eukaryota; Metazoa; Chordata; Aves; Passeriformes; Thraupidae. Bases 1468 to 5085 code for a protein of 1205 amino acids. Gene Ontology annotation, cellular component: plasma membrane. Gene Ontology annotation, molecular function: calcium ion binding. Gene Ontology annotation, biological process: homophilic cell-cell adhesion.
CGCUGGGCGAGCGCGGCGCGGCGCGGCGGCCCCGCGAGUGCUGCAGUGAGGGAGGCGAGGAGGGGGGUGAGAGAGAGAGAGAGAGCGAGGCAGAGCGCGGCUCCAACUGUUGAAUUUUCACUGAAUUCUCCACUUACCUGCGGGCGGCUGGUGAAAUGGAUCUGGUUUAUCGGGGAUCGGCGUUCGCUCCGCGUGCUGCCUGGCUAAGACUGGCGACCGUCUGUUUGCAAGGGGCCACCCAUCAAUGAGGCAGAGAAGAAUAAUUGUUUUUUCUUCUUUUGCGUUUGAAAGCCUCCCUGCCACACGUUGCAGAAUUAACUGUGUACUUUGGGUCCGGACUCAAAUAAAGGAGAAAAAACAGUGCAGAACUGAGACUCGGAACUAGAUCUGUGAGCAAUGUAUUGGAAACCUAUGUUUUUAUUGCGGUUUUUUUUUCCUUUUAAUGUGAAAGAUCUCUGAUAUAUUUCACACAUAACACUGAGGAAAGGUGGUUAAAAACACUCAGCAAAGCAGGAGACAGACGCGCCUCUGUGCCAGUGAGUGGAUAACAGCCUUGUUUUCCUGAUCCUCAGUCUCCCGGAGAAAGAGGAAACAGUGAUCCAGGGUGUACGAGACAGAGAGGGGGGAAAUACCGACGGCAGCGAGAUGCAGCUCUCCGCCGCAAGCAAUGCAAGAUUAGAUCUCUAAAUGCAGCAAAACACUCCCUGAAAACCAACAACCCCGCGGUGCAAUCAGACAUUUCACUGCCGCUCACUGCACACGAAGAGGGCUUCAACAACAAGCUGAGACUUUUUUUUUUCCCCUUCUGUCUCUCUCCUACCCCUCCACUCCAUCAAUCGCAUCACAAGCGAUGAGUAGCAAAUAAGCUUUUUUACCUCUGCUACAGACCUGUGGCCAUCCCCUUCUUCUAUGUAUGUAUAAAUACACAUAUUUAAGAAAUAUUUCUGAUCGUUUUCAGAACAACAACCACUGCCGCCGUUUUUUUAUUAUUGUUAUUAUUUUUAUUAUUCUUUGUACAUCUGCGGGGAUUCAAGGAUCGGGAACACAUCGCCUGCCCGGAGGAGAGGAUCUUUUGCAAAUUUUCUGAUUUUUGAAACCCUCCCACUGCCGAAGUUGGACAGACGAAGUAACUGCGAAGGGACUGUAAGCACGGCAAGCUCUUGCUGAAACGCUGCCGAAGCUGCUCCCUCCCCUCCCCCCGACCCCCCCGAUUGCUCCCUCCCUCUGAGCUACAUGGUCUAUUUGCUGCCUCUCAUCCUGUGUCUCUGCAGAUGUUUUAGAGCAACAGGUUCAGGAACUUGAAAUAUAGGGGUGGGGAAAGAGAAGGGAAAAAAAUAAUCAAAACCAAAAAGAAAGGAAAGAAAGAGCCGUCAGAGGAGGAAGAGCAACCCCAGCUCAGGAGGCAAAGAAGACGGGGACAACCCUGGUCGUCGCUGCUGCUCCUGCCGCCCCCACCCCGGCUCGGGGAUGUACCUUUCCAUUUGUUGCUUCUUCUUCUGCUGGGCUCCCGCCCUGUCGCUGAAGAACCUGAAUUACUCGGUGCCGGAGGAGCAGGGAGCGGGCACGGUCAUCGGGAACAUCGGGCGCGAUGCGCGGCUGGCGGCAGGCGCGCCGGGAGGCGGGAUGCUGCCCGCGGAGCGUGGCGUUCCCGGCGGCGGCCCCGGGGGCAGCCGCGGCCCCAAGUCCACCUUCCGGGUGCUGGAGAAUUCAGCCCCGCACCUCCUGGACGUGGACGGGGAGAGCGGGCUGCUCUACACCAAGCAGCGCAUUGACCGUGAGGCGCUGUGCCGGCGCAGUGCCAAGUGCCAGCUGUCCCUCGAGGUGUUCGCCAAUGACCAGGAGAUCUGCAUGAUCAAAGUGGAGAUUCAGGACCUGAACGACAACGCACCAUCAUUCCCCUCUGACCAAGUGGACAUGGACAUCUCUGAAAAUGCUGCACCAGGCACCCGCUUCCCCCUCACCAGCGCCCACGACCCAGAUGCUGGGGACAAUGGUCUGCGCACCUACCUGCUCACUCGUGACGACUACGGCCUCUUCUCCCUCGAUGUGAAGUCCCGUGGUGAUGGCACAAAGUUUCCAGAGCUGGUCAUCCAGAAGCCAUUAGACCGUGAGGAGCAGAGUCACCACACCCUGGUGCUGACAGCAUUGGAUGGUGGUGACCCACCACGCUCAGGCACGGUGCAGAUCAAUGUGCGCCUCAUUGACUCCAACGACAACAGCCCCAUCUUUGAGGCAGCCUCCUACGUGGUAGAGCUGCCAGAGAACGCGCCACUAGGCACGGCAGUCAUCGACCUCAAUGCCACUGAUGCCGAUGAGGGUACCAAUGGAGAGGUGCUCUACUCCUUCAGUGGCUACGCACCUGAGCGCGUCCGUGACCUGUUUAGCAUUGACCCACAGAGCGGCCUCAUCCGUGUCAAGGGCAACCUGGACUAUGAGGAGAGUGGCCUCAUUGAAAUUGAUGUCCAAGCUCGGGACCUGGGGCCAAAUCCCAUCCCUGCUCACUGCAAGGUCACUGUCCGCCUCAUUGACCGCAACGACAAUGCUCCCACCAUUGGCUUUGUCUCUGUUCGCCAGGGAGCUCUGAGUGAGGCUGCCCCACCAGGCACUGUCAUUGCCCUGGUGCGGGUGACCGACCGAGACUCGGGCAAGAACGGGCAGCUCCAGUGCCGGGUGCUGGGUGGUGGCGGCGGGCCUGGUGCCGUUCCUUUCACCCUGGAGGAGAACUAUGACAACUUCUACACUGUGGUCACCGACCGACCCCUGGACCGUGAGACACAGGAUGAGUACAAUGUGACCAUCGUGGCGCGUGAUGGGGGCAAUCCCCCACUUAACUCCACCAAGUCAUUUUCUGUCCGGAUCCUUGAUGAGAACGACAACCCACCCCGCUUCAGCAAAAAUCUUUAUGUGUUGCAGGUGCCUGAGAACAACAUCCCUGGAGAGUACCUGGGCUCAGUCUUGGCCCAGGAUCCUGACUUGGGCCAAAAUGGGACAGUGUCUUACUCCAUUCUGCCUGGGCAUGUGGGAGAUGUCUCCAUCUACACCUAUGUCUCUGUCAAUCCUACAAAUGGUGCUAUUUAUGCUCUGAGGAGCUUCAAUUAUGAGCAGACAAAGCACUUUGAGUUCCGCGUGCUGGCCAAAGACUCGGGUUCACCCCACCGUGAAAGCAAUGCCACAGUGCGUGUCACUGUGCUCGAUGUCAACGAUAACGCACCCCUCAUUGUCCUGCCUGCCCUCAUCAACGACACUGCUGAGCUGCAGGUGCCACGCAAUGCUGGGGUGGGCUACCCCGUGGGCACCGUCCGCGCCCUGGACAGUGACUUUGGGGAGAGUGGGCGCCUCACGUAUGAGAUUGUGGAAGGCAAUGAGGAGCACCUCUUUGAGAUGGACCCCACCAGUGGUGAGAUACGCACCUUGCACCCCUACUGGGAGGAGCUCAGCCCUGUGGCUGAACUGGUGGUAAAAGUCAGUGACCAUGGCAAGCCCAGCCUCUCUGCUGUGGCCAAGCUCAUAGUCAGGGCCUUGGCAGGGCCCCUGCCCGAGGCUGGCGAGCCGCAGGUGAACGGCGAGCAGCAUCGGCGGCCGCACUGGGACUUGUCGCUGCCGCUGAUUGUGACACUGAGCACUGUCUCCAUCAUCUUGCUGGCUGCCAUGAUCACUAUUGCUGUGAAGUGCAAACGAGAGAACAAGGAGAUCCGCACCUAUAAUUGUCGCAUUGCCGAGUAUAGCCACCCUCAGCUGGGAGGAGGGGGAGGCAGUGGCGGGGGAGGAGGAGGCAGUGGCAGUGGAGGGGGCAAGGGCAAGAAGAAGAAGAUCAGCAAGAAUGACAUUAUGCUGGUGCCCAGUGAGGGCGAGGACAGCCGGGGUCCCCUCAAUGUCAUGAACGUGGUGAGCAGCCCAUCCCUGGCCACCUCACCCAUGUACUUUGACUACCAGACCCGCCUGCCCCUCAGCUCUCCCAGGUCUGAGGUGAUGUACCUGAAGCCCGCCUCCAACAACCUGACUGUACCCCAGGGACAUGUGGGCUGCCACACCAGCUUCACAGGGCAAGGGACUAACGCCAGCGAGGCUCCCCCGAGCCGGAUGUCCAUAAUUCAGACAGACAAUUUUCCCGCAGAGCCCAAUUACAUGGGCAGCAGGCAGCAGUUUGUUCAAAGUAGCUCCACGUUCAAGGAUCCAGAAAGAGCCAGCUUGAGGGACAGCGGGCAUGGGGACAGUGAUCAGGCUGACAGUGACCAAGACACUAACAAAGGCUCCUGCUGUGACAUGUCUGUUAGGGAGGCACUCAAGAUGAAAACUACUUCAACUAAAAGCCAGCCACUUGAACAAGAACAGCAAGGCAGAGGCCAAAGACCCAUUGUUGGGAUCUGUGGACCAGCCCGCUGUGAGGAUGGAAAAUUUUCAGAACAAGAAGAAUGUGUUAACUGCACAGAUGAAUGCAGAGUGCUUGGUCAUUCUGACAGGUGUUGGAUGCCACAGUUCCCUGCAGCCAGUCAGGCUGAGAAUGCAGAUUAUCGCACAAAUCUCUUUGUACCCACAGUUGAAGCUAAUGUUGAGACUGAGACAUAUGAAACUGUGAAUCCCACUGGGAAAAAGACUUUUUGUACAUUUGGGAAAGACAAGAGAGAGCACACUAUUCUCAUUGCCAAUGUUAAACCUUACUUAAAAGCCAAACGUGCCCUGAGUCCUCUGCUUCAGGAGGUUCCCUCAGCAUCGAGCAGCCCAACCAAGACAUGCAUUGAGCCUUGCACCUCAACAAAAGGACCACUGGAUGGUUGUGAAGUGAAAUCAGGAGCCUUGGCUGAAGCAAGCAGCCAGUACUUGUCAACUGACAGUCAGUAUCUAUCGCCCAGUAAACAGUCAAAGGACUCUUCCUUCAUUGCAUCAGAUCAGAUGGCUAGGGCCUUUGCAGACAUGCACUCCCGAGUGAGCCGAGACUCCAGUGAGAUGGACUCUGUUCUGGAGCAGUUAGACCGUUCAGCCCGGGAUCUAGGCAGGGAGUCGGUGGAUGCCGAGGAAGUUGUGAGAGAAAUAGACAAGCUCUUGCAGGACUGUCGGGGAAGCGACCCUGUGGCCAUCAGAAAGUGAGGGGGAAAAUAAGGACAGGCUGGCAGUUGCAUUCCUCUUCUGCUGAUUGAAAGUAAAUAAAUAAAUUCCCUGGUUGUAACAGAAUUACAGGAAUGAAGGAAGACCAAUGCUGCUUUAAGGCUUUUAGCGAACAUCUGAAGUGCCCACAAGUAUGUUCUUUUCACUGCUCUUUCUUUUUGACAGAUAACACUGGUUUCAUUUUGACCAAACUUUCAUUAGGACAGAGUCAAGUACACCAAGAACAAAAUGAAAGAUGUAAAGACAGUGCCAUUUUGACAAUCUGAUAGGAAGGUGUGAGAAAGAUGGAAUGGAAAUACGUCUGAUACUCUAAGACUGUCCUCAAUAGCUGAUGCUGACUUUACUGUUUACGUAUAAACCCCAAGAAAAACAGGGUUGAAUAAUGCUGAUCUGUGGUGCAUUUCCAGCAGCCACCACAGGCUUCUACUGAAAGUCCUAUAAAGAGUUCUUGUAGUAGUCCAAGCGACACCAAACAUUAACAUUCAUUUGUGGUAAACAUUUAUGUACAAAGUUAUCUGCCACAAAUAUGAAAUACGAAAAAAAAGAAAAAAAAAGAACAAUAAAACAAAAAGAACCAUUCCAGAUCAUUAUUCAAGAAAACAUAUCCUCAUCAUUAAUGAAACACUACAUAUCAUAUUAAGGCUAAAUGUAAAAUUAUAUAGUCCAUCUUGUCCUGCACACACAUAAGCUAAUUCACUUGAUAAAAUGAAAAAAAAAAAGAUUUUAAUAUCUAUUUAGCAUUUUAGUGUCCAACAAAGCUAUAAAUAGUUAGUGAUAAGUUAAAAAACAAAAGAAAAGGAAGUGAAAUAAGGUUUGGGGAAAAAAAGAGUUACCUUAACGGUAAUACAGAAAAUAAAUUAACAUUAUUAACACUUUUUUAUUCAUUUGUGGACACUAAAAUAGCUCAGGAAAGUGAAAAUGUCAGACAUCCACAAAAAUCACAUGGUCAUUUAAAUGUGCAAAUGUAAGAAGAUUCAGUGUGUUUACAUCAAAUGACAUAUUUUUAUUGAUUUAUUGCAGAUUCAGUGCAUAUGAGCCAAAUUGUUGAGUGUAUAAGAGCUAUAUUGUGUAUUUUAUUAAAUUAAUAUAUAGUUGUGUUGCAAAAAUAUUUGGGCUUAUAUUGUAAAUGGCAAGUGUUGCCUCAGUAGCUGUCAAACUCUAUGAGUUUUGUUUUUUCCUGCUUCCUUUUCCCCAUGGAAUAUGGGAAGCAGCGCCUCAGAGCAAAGUCUCUUGUUUAAUGUAUGGUCUACGAAGUACUGCAGUACAUAAUCUGUUCAAAAUAUGUUUGAGUGAGCUGAUGGAGCUAACUGAACGGCCUACAAAUGCAUCCAUCAGUCAUGGUUAUGUGCAAGUCCUUGUAGAAGCUUCUAUUGCAAGCCCAUGUUUAAUAAUGAAAAUUACACUCGAACCAACAUCUGGAACCUCCUUGGGUUUGGCUUUUUUUUUUCCCCCAACACAUGCAGCCAGCCUGUUCAAUGUAGGAUAUUUGAUUGAAUUCUUCAGAGAUGCCACCAUUUUAAAAGUUUUGAUAUUAAGUUUAUAGAGCUGAAAAUUAUGUCAGUGCCAAUGUGGCAUGAGCAGUAUUUUAUCUGAUUCUUUAGAAUGUGCAAUAGCUUACUGCAGUUCUAGAUAAAUACUGCUUAUUCUGGGGGCUGUUUUUAGUCAGGUUUUCACUUGAUCUGAAUAAUAUUUGCAGAAUAACUUAAAAGAACUUGGGAUAUAGUUUCUACUUUUUAUUAUUGUUUCUUAAGAAUGUUUUUAUUGCAUUUGAAAAUUUCAAAAUUGAAUUAAACUUGGAAAAGAACAAAUGAAUUUACGGAGUACAAGAAGAAGCAGAAGAAUAAAAUGUUUAGCUCAGGAUUUGUCCCUUAUAUACUUUAGAUACUCUGCUGGAAAUACCACUAUGGCACAUUGUUUAAAAACUAUGAAUUUGGUUUCUUAAAUUUAUUCUGUACUAUAAAAACAUUUUUUAAAGGGGUUGGCAAUCUGAAAUACCACAAGCCAUAGUUUUUUUAUCAGUUCAAAAAUAAAAGUUGACCCAACAGCCUAUUUUAGUCUAGGGAUUGCAUUUAAAUGGUGAUCUUAGCUAGUCAGUGCUACAAUGAAUUGUCUUUGGGAGACACCGAUUCUGACAGUUUGCUUUUAGCUCCUGUUAAAAAGUGUCUACAAUUACAUGCAAAAGGAAGGAUCUUGUACAUGUCUUAUCAAGCUACUCUCCAUGUUUUGGACAAUUUAUGUAUCUAAAACGUGGUGUUGUCUGUGUUAUAUAAUUUUGUUUUGGUUUUUUUUUUCUUUUUUGGCCAGGAGACCCAAGAUUGGUUUUGCUUGAUAGCUUGAUAGCUUGAAAUUCCAUAGUGGAGAGGAUUCUUAUUGUUUGAUCAGUCUUUUCUACGUAUUUCUGUGGUGCCCAUCACUUCAGUGUCUGUGCACCAAGUCUUUAGCUCUGCCAGUGAGAUCCAUUAUUCAGCAAAAUCUACGCCAGUAUGUAAAUGCAGUCAAGUGAUGGAGAUUUGUGUAUUUUAUAAAUGAUUUUAACACUGAGUAACCAAUUGUACAAUUCAUUGUAUGUUUCUGAAGACAUAAAAACCACAACAUUCUGAGAAAGGGCUGUGCCAAUGUAAGAGGAAUUUACCUUAAGGCUCUCUGUCACUAGUGAUUUACUAGCUUUAGCUGUUUAACACAUUAUCUGUAUUUAGUAGUGAUUAUUUAUUUACCACUCUGAGGUAAUUCAGAAUUCAUGACUCACAGCUUUAUAGAAGAGUUUAGGAAAUCUUGCUUUUAUUUAAUUUGUCUUUCAACUGCCUUGUUUUGUAGAACUCUGGCAUACUGCUUCCCAGUAUAAGAUUAUCCCAUGUUAAAAAAUUUAUUUCACAAUUUCGAAUGGAUACAUAAUGAACCAGUAAACCAGCAGAGCUUAUACGAUGUGAGUUUUGCUGGUUCAGUCAAAAUUAACAUGAUUGUGUGUGAAGGACACACUGCACACAAAAGAUUUUAAAGUGUUUUUUUCUCCAUGGUAUCUCUACUAUCACUUUUGGAGAAAGAGGCAGGAAUGAAAGAUAAAGUUUAUGAGUUAUUUCUCUCAUUUUUUACACACAUGCUUUAUAAGACUGGAAGGAAAUAUCUGUCACAAGAGUAUAAAAGGAAAGUUAGAGUUAAAGGAGGCAAGUAAAGCAACUAAUAAAUUUGUACUGUACACUGUGAAUAGUGAAUAAGGCAUUCUGUAUCUUUUUUUUAAUUAAAAAAGCCAGCAAUUGGGAGUUCCUUAUACAAUUGGCAUAUUUAUCAGGAAACAGAUUCUCCUGAACUGUGAUUUGCCACUUAAGGAUAGAGGUUUCCUAAUCCAAAUUACCCCUAGAAGUCAAACUUUGUUCAUAGUGGAGCAAGAUGCACCAUUCAAACAAGCUUUCAUGUUGCUUGCUGUCAAAUGGAAAGGAAAUUGCUGAGGUCAAGGAGGAGUCUGAAGCCUAGCGUAACAUACAUCCACUCAUUAUUGUUUAAUUGCUUUCUUUUGACAUCAGGCAGCAGUUAUUAUUGCAUUAAUUUAAAUGGGAGUUUUGGCUAUCAAGAUUUGUUGACUUGAAGUGUAAUUGAAUGAAAUCUGAUUAAGGUUUUGACUUCUCUGGCCCAAUUGUGAUACAGGUUGGCAUUCUCAUUUAUCAGCCCCUGUCUCCCCAUAUGGCUCAAAGUUGCACCAAUGACUGGUGAAUGACACAAAAAAACCAAACAAAAGCAGCAUACAUUGUAUGGAUUUUCUCAACCGCUAUUGUUUAAUGGCUGUGUUUAAUGUGACCUAUCUGGAAAAUGAGGACUACGAAUAAAAAGCGAUUACUAAUAGUGGUGUUGCCUGCUUUUGCAUUCAUUAACACAGAAGAAAUGUGUUAAACACUGCAUACCACAGGGAGCCUGAUGGUAAUUACUUUGGAAAAGCAACUUGUGGCAAUGCGGCUGUUAGAGCUAGUUAUCAGUUUGCCAAAAAAAUGACAGUUCCUGCUUCAUUUAUUAGAAAUGUGUAACCGUUUUCUCUCAACAGGAAAGUGGAGAAAAGUUUUCAUCAAGCUGGGUAGGUUUAUCUUUUAAGCAGCUGAUGCACUGACUCCCUACAGGCUGUUAUUUGCUCAUAGAAACAUGGAGCUGAAUAAAGGAUAUUUUGGUUUAGUACACUGGUGUGAGUUCACCAGAAACAUUAUAAAUGGGGUGGGGCUGUAAGUUCUUACAGAUUGUCAACCUAGCAGGAGAGAUCAAAACACUGCUUGAGUAUAGAAGUGGAGGACAACCUGAAGAAUGCAAGGAAUUGGUUUUUGCUUUUUAACUUUUUAAUUGUGUCUUUCUUAGGAGUGUGAGUAAUUUUUUUCAUGUUGCUGUAAACAAUGACAAAUUGCUGGGAAAAAUAUUACUCAGUCCUAUGUUUGGUUUUAUGAGUUUGUUGUUAUAAUUUACCACUUUCAUUAACCUCUUUUGUUUAGUCAGGUUUUGAUGUAUUAUGAUCAGAUUUUGAUGCAUUAUGAUCAAUCCCUCAAAAUGUGUGUCCCUCUCUGUCUGCUUCUGUGUGACUGUAGCAAUGACAUACCCAAUAGUGUAAAGCCUGUAAACCAGAACUUUUCGGUUGUUUUCUUUUUCAGUGGGGAGUUUUUUGAGUUUUGUUUGUUUUGUUGUUUUUUAAAAGUAAUUAAGUAUAUAGGCAUUGCUUUUGACAGCUAAAUAGAAUUUCAGUUUGUUCAGAACACUACAGGUAUUAUAAAGGUGUGUGCUAUUCCUGCAGACAGAAUUACUUUAUAGCCAUUUCAUAUUUUUUUGCAAGUCUCCUCUCCAGAAACAAAACCAGCCUGCAUCUAGUUAGCUGCCCAUCUCAGGCACUGAAACCCAACAAGGUUAUCUCCCCUUUUUCUGGCUACAUAUAUCUGCCUUUCUACAGGCUAAUUUCUAAAUUCUAGCAAGUCUCUGUCUGUGCAGAGUCCUGACAGAAUGUACCUUAUGCUCCUAAUGACCUCACUGGACAUGGGAUGUUACUUUUACUGUCUUCAACUGUAUGUGAUUCAGAGCUUGGCUGGAUCCACAGUAUAUGGAUGAACAAGUCAUAAACCAUCCUGGCUUUUCUUUACCCAGAACACAGUCAUUGAUUUCUCAUUUGGAAAGUGGCCAGUCCGUCAAACCGAGAUUCUCAGAUCUCCUUUAAGCCAACCACGUAUUACUGCUUCAGGGUGCUCACUCAUGGGAUAAAUACCCUAUCCUUAUCCUUUAUUGAGUCUAAGACAUGAAGGCAGCUGAAAGCUUAUUUCUUCAGUUAGUAAUGUUUCCCUAAAAAAUGAAAUUUCUCCAGUAGAAAGGACAACUGUCUGCUGUACGCAUAGUCUGAUUUGUGAAAGGUCACCUUAGUUUCAGUAGUGCAUGAAGAAAUGGAUCAGGGAAUUAAUGAGCCAUCUAAGAAUUUUCCAAGAUGCAUACUCCAUAAUGCAUAUGUUAUGAUUCAGGGAAAAGAGCACAGCAUCUUUGUUAUUUAUUGUUGAUGGUUCCCGAUAAUGCCUGGCUUAUGAAAACAUUUAGUUCAAAUUUUGGGGAAACGUUUUUCUCUGUCUGGGACACAAAUUAUUUCUAAUAUUUUUUUUAAGAAGAUUUUUUUCCUAAACACAGAGUAGUCAUAUAUUGGGCCCUUUGUUACUUUGUGAAAAUGGUGUUCUGAUAUGGUUUCCCCCUUUAGGUUCUUAACAUUUGAGAUAAUACCUUUGAUUUGGGCAAGACUCGAAAAUGUCUGAAAACAUUCUGAAAUUUAUCUUGGUAAGAGGUAAUAGUAUAGGACUAGCUUGAAACAUAGAUGAUUGGGCAGCAGAUUCAGAUAUUGAUUACGGAGGAAAGGAAUAAUGAAAAUUCCAUUUCUAUAAACAUAUUUUAUUUGAUACUUUGAAUACUAACUCUAUGGAAAUUUUAUUAUAGUGCACCUACUGAACUACUACCAAAGAACUAGGGGAAGAGUUGGCCAGUAAUCCUCAGUAUUUUCCAAAUUAAAAGCAACACUGAAGUUGUAUCUGGAAAUCAAUUGAUUGCUCUAGCAGUAUAGAAAUGUCAGCAACAAGAAAUACUUCUUAACAAAUUUGCAAUUACAUUUUGCGACACCUGUACAUUUUCCAUCUUUGUGAGGGCAGUCACACACAGCCACACAGUCUUUUCAAUGGUUUGAUUUGAGAGCUAUAAAAAUGGAUCACUAGACUGGUAUCAGCAUUGAAAUAAAAACACCAUAGGUGUCUGACCAUCAGGAAAUUGCAUCUAUUUCUGUUAUUACUGUCUACAGGAUAAUGUUCCAUGCAUAUAUUUUUUAAGCAUUUUACAACAGGCAUCAAUUAUGAUGCUGCAUACAGUAAUGAUUUCUACAAGUGACCCUCUUAGUCACCACUGCUUUCUUUUUAUAUGUCAAUUUAAAAUUCUUUACACUGAAAAUUUAUCCAAUAUAGA